GAGGGAAGCGAACCACGUCGCUCUUUCCCACAUUCAGUUGGGUUGGGUGAUCCUGUGACGCGUUUCUUUUCUUCCCCAGGCAAGCCGAUUGUCAUCACCAUAGUUAUGAACUGAUCCUCCUUCGUCCCAGAAAUGUCGAAGCUGCUUCCCUACAGCUCCGUUCACAGAUGCACCACCUUCCUUGCCCCUCCCUUCCCCGCCUCUGUUGCCUCCGUUUCGCGCCUCCAUUUUCGAAGCCGCCUCUGCGUUUCGGUUUCUUUUCAAUCGCACCUUAAAAAUCUUUGUCCCUUUCAGUCCCGUAGAGACCUAUCAGUUUGCGCUUUCGAUUCUUCAUCUUCAGAGACUAAAGACGAGGAAGAAGCUGUCGGGAAGGAUGAAAUCAAUAAUCAGUUUGUUAGAACUGCUGGUGAGGAUUAUCCGACCGGGGAAUUUGAAUUUCAACCCAUUACGGGUUGGAGAGGAUUUCUAGUGAAGCUUAAGAUGCUGGUUGCUUUCCCUUGGGAGCGUGUUCGCAAGGGCAGCGUUCUCACAAUGAAGUUGCGCGGCCAGAUAUCUGAUCAAAUAAAGAGUAGAUUCUCUCGGGGAUUAUCUCUGCCUCAGAUUUGCGAGAACUUCUUGAAAGCAGCAUAUGAUCCUCGUAUUACUGGUGUUUAUCUACAUAUUGAUAUUUUGAAUUGUGGGUGGGGUAAAGUAGAAGAAAUUCGAAGGCACAUACUGAACUUCAAACAAUCAGGAAAAUUUAUUGUGGCUUAUGUCCCUUCAUGUCAAGAAAAAGAAUACUACCUUGCUUGUGCUUGUGACGAGAUAUACGCCCCUCCAAGUGCCUAUUUUUCUUUGUUUGGCUUGACUGUUCAAGCCUCAUUUCUCAGGGGUGUUUUAGAUAACAUAGGAAUUGAACCACAAGUGGAAAGGAUUGGCAAAUACAAAAGCGCUGGGGAUCAACUGGCCUGCAAAACCAUAUCUGAGGCAAACAGUGAGAUGCUGACUGCAUUGCUUGACAAUAUCUACACAAACUGGCUGGAUAAAGUUUCCUCUGCAAAAGGAAAAAAGAGAGAAGAUAUUGAGAACUUUAUAAAUGAAGGAGUUUAUCAAGUAGACAAGCUGAAAGAAGAGGGCUUCAUAACUAAUAUAAUCUAUGAUGACGAGGUUGUUUCAAUGAUGAAAGACAGACUUGGAGUAGAAACAGAUAAAAAUCUUGCCAUGGUGGAUUACAGAAAGUAUUCCAGAGUUAGGAAAUGGACCAUUGGAAUGUCAGGUGGUAAAGACUUGAUAGCUCUUAUCCGAGCCUCAGGGAGUAUUAGCCGUAUUGAGGGUCCAUUGGGUGUGUCAGGCUCAGGGAUCAUUGGAGAGAAGUUUAUUGAGAAGAUUCGCAGUGUGAGAGAGUCCAAAAAAUACAAGGCUGCUAUUAUCCGAAUUGACAGCCCAGGAGGUGAUGCUCUUGCGUCUGAUCUGAUGUGGAGAGAAAUCAGACUUUUGGCUGCUUCAAAACCAGUCAUUGCUUCAAUGUCUGAUGUGGCAGCAAGUGGAGGUUAUUAUAUGGCAAUGGCAACAGGAACUAUUGUUGCAGAAAGCCUUACUUUAACUGGUUCAAUUGGAGUGGUUACAGGAAAAUUUAACCUGGGCAAACUGUACGAGAAGAUUGGAUUUAAUAAGGAAAUCAUAUCAAGGGGAAGAUAUGCUGAGCUCUUUGCAGCAGAACAACGCCCUUUUAGACCAGAAGAAGCUGAGUUAUUUGCCAAGUCUGCACAGCAUGCUUACAAGCAAUUUCGAGAUAAGGCAGCGCUUUCCAGAUCCAUGACUGUAGAUAAGAUGGAGGAGGUUGCACAGGGGAGAGUUUGGACUGGUAGAGAUGCAGCUGCAAGGGGUUUGGUUGAUGCCAUUGGUGGGCUUUCUCGUGCAGUAGCCAUAGCAAAAUCGAAGGCCAAUAUACCUGAAGACAAGCAGGUUACAAUUGUGGAGCUCUCAAGAACCAGCCCUUCUCUACCAGAGAUUUUAAGUGGCAUUGGGAGUACCCUGGCUGGAGUAGACAGAACAUUGAAGGAACUGGUGCAGAGCUUGACAUUUCCUGAUGGGGUUCAAGCCCGGAUGGAUGGCAUCAUGUUUGAGAGAUUGGAAGGAUAUCCUUACGCCAAUCCCAUAUUGACAUUGAUAAAGGAUUACCUUAGUUCCCUGUAACCAAUUCAUUGUUCAUUUCUUCUCAUAUCUCUUUUUCCGGCCAAAGAAGUUGCCCAUGGUUGUACUUGUCCCCUCAGUCGUCUUCUCCAAAUGCCAAUCCUUGUACAUGCAUGCUGCAAAGUUCCUUCAAUACAUGUAGCUAUAUUCCCUUGUCCAUGUUGUGUGUAAUAACAAUGUAUAUGCUACGCUCAGAGUCCUCACACGCCUCUGUGAAAAUCCAUGAUUACGAGUAUUCCAGCUA
Prosopis cineraria is the source of this 2416-nucleotide messenger RNA. RefSeq names its product serine protease SPPA, chloroplastic-like. Gene Ontology annotation, cellular component: membrane. The transcript is spliced from 13 exons. NCBI's taxonomy places the organism in Eukaryota, Viridiplantae, Streptophyta, Magnoliopsida, Fabales, Fabaceae. Gene Ontology annotation, molecular function: peptidase activity. The record is from RefSeq and is a predicted model, not a curated record. Bases 133 to 2175 code for a protein of 680 amino acids.